AUGUCUGAAGGGACUCUUGCUUCGGCAGUCGCUAUUCCUGACCCAUCCAGCAUACGUCAAUCUACCGAAGUUCCUUCUAAACGCCGAAACCCCUCGAUCACAGACCACGAAUCCAAGCGCCGUCGACACAGCAGCCAAAGCGACCAGGCUUCCCACCCCGAUCUACGCGUCUCUUUAUCUGCCCCGCAGAACAUGGAAAAAAGGCCAGUCCGCAAAGUUGGUCCUAGUGAUGACCGCGACCGCAGUCGAAGACUGUUCGGCGGCUUACUAGGCACACUCUCUGGAACCUCAACGUCGGCAUCGCAGAAGCGACGAGCAGAUAUCCAGAAAAGACAGCAAGAGAAACUGAAGUCCCAGGUUGACGAAUUUGAUAAACAGCGCAAAGAGCGUCGCAAUCUGAUCCGCAGAGCUGAGUCUCCGUUUUAUGCGCGCGAAGCAAUGCGCACACGCCAUGCCCAGCUGAUUACUUCGGCACGUUUCAUCAAGACUUAUACACUACCUUCCUUGUUGUACAAACCGUAUCAGCUACAACCCGCCGAUAGACACCUCAUUCAGGAACAAGUUAAGGAUGCUGAGGAUACUAUUGCUCGUGAAGUUGCUGAAUUCGAUUCUCGAUACCCGCCUGAAUCUUUCCUUCCCCAAACUCUCCCCUCGGUGUCAGCCUUGACGUCUUCGUCUUCGCCCAAGACCAAGUCAAAAAAUGAUCGUGAGAAUAUGGAGACUAUGGAUACUACGAAGCCUUCUAAUGUGCAGGCCAUCAACGACGCGAAUCGACCUACUGAUGAACAGGCUGAACGCGACGAUGACGGAAGCGAGGUCGUGGAGGACAACGAGGAUACUGUGAUAUAUUAA
Messenger RNA from Penicillium taxi, 852 nucleotides. Its product is annotated as pinin family protein. The transcript is spliced from 4 exons. The coding region runs from base 1 to 852 and encodes 283 amino acids. Gene Ontology annotation, cellular component: catalytic step 2 spliceosome. The record is from RefSeq and is a predicted model, not a curated record. NCBI's taxonomy places the organism in Eukaryota, Fungi, Ascomycota, Eurotiomycetes, Eurotiales, Aspergillaceae.